AUGUCCCCCAAGCCCUGGUUCGUCGUGAUCACCGGUGCCAGCAGCGGCUUCGGCCGUGCCAUGGCCCGUGGCCUGCUCACCCGCGCGGGCCUUGCCCCGGCUGGGUCGACCUUCCUGCUGGUGGCUCGCUCGACCGAGCAGCUGGCUCAGACCAAGACCCUUAUGGAGGAGUCCGGCAUUGAGGCCAACGUGUCCCUCCUGUCGGCCGACCUCUCGGACCUCGGCGCCAUCAGCCAGAAGGUUGUCCCGCGCAUGGCCGAGAUGCUGGCCGCCGCCGGCGAUGUCUUCGGCCGAGUGAUGCUCGUCAACAAUGCCGGCUCCCUGGGGAACAUUUCCGACCGCAUUGACAAGGCCGGCGCCUGCCCCGACACCCUGCAGUCCUAUUUCAACCUCAACCUGACCGGUGUCAUCACUCUCACGUGUGGCGCUCUCCUGUCGGCCGAGGCCUCGGCCGACAAGCUGCUGGUUCUCCUGCGCGACAGCAAGUUCGAGUCCGGCAGCCACCACGACUAUUACGACCUGCCGGAGCCCACCUUCUAA
Messenger RNA from Fonticula alba, 540 nucleotides. RefSeq lists its product as hypothetical. The record is from RefSeq and is a predicted model, not a curated record. Gene Ontology annotation, biological process: tetrahydrobiopterin biosynthetic process. The transcript is spliced from 3 exons. Lineage: Eukaryota; Rotosphaerida; Fonticulaceae. Gene Ontology annotation, molecular function: sepiapterin reductase (NADP+) activity. Bases 1 to 540 code for a protein of 179 amino acids.